AUGAGGCUACAAACAGUGGCGUCGAGAGGAUUGGCGACGACGCUUAAGGCGUCUGGGAUCAAGGCUGGCCUUAUUUUAUCGCGAAUUCCAAUUGUUACACAGGACUUGAAUAAGCUUGAAAAACAGUACUAUGAAUAUCAAAGUGAGCUUGAAAAAAGACUUAUGUGGACUUUCCCACAGUACUACUACUUCAAACGAGGCACGUUGGCGGAAAAACGGUUUUUGGCCGUUCAAAAGGGCCCCGUCAGCAAACAGCCUGGCGUAUGGUUUCCUCAAGGUGUACCAGACAUCAAACACAACCGUGAAAGACGCACGAAACAGGUGGUAAAUCUGCCUCAACACUUCGAUGCUGCCGCCGGGGAGCAGGCUAGUGACUCAGAUAGCGUUUCUAGACCAAUCGCACCCAAUUCAAGACUCACAGAAGCAGACAAGUCUAAUGACAUUCAAAGUCUUGAAAGAAAGCUAAGCGAAACGCUGUAUUUAGUCGUUAAAAGCACGGAGGGCAAGUGGUCUUUCCCCAGUUUUCCAGUUGCUCUUGAAAAGGAGUCCAAAAAACCAUUGCAUACCACAGCGGAAAUUGGCGUAAGAGAGCUUGGAGGUUCAAACAUCAACACUUGGACCGUUUCCAACACCCCAGCAGGCGUUUGGAAAGCCGCUGACGCUGCAGAGUUCAUGAUAAAAUCUCACAUCAUUUCUGGCACAUUCAAACUCCAGCAAAAGUCCCAAUACAACGAUUUCGCAUGGCUGACGAAAAGCGAGAUCCAGCAACGUGUUGAUGACGCAUAUUACCAGGGUUUAUCUUGCCUAUUGGCCGGCAAUUGA
This is a messenger RNA of Lachancea sp. 'fantastica', 822 nucleotides long. The record is from the annotation of a GenBank genome assembly. NCBI's taxonomy places the organism in Eukaryota, Fungi, Ascomycota, Saccharomycetes, Saccharomycetales, Saccharomycetaceae.